This is a messenger RNA of Camellia sinensis, 1227 nucleotides long. Lineage: Eukaryota; Viridiplantae; Streptophyta; Magnoliopsida; Ericales; Theaceae. The record is from RefSeq and is a predicted model, not a curated record.
AUGGGACUCGAAUUGGGUUCCCGUAUGAAAUUGAUCGAAGAUAAUCCUCGUUUGCUCUACACUUCCGCGUUAGAAAAUGAAGAAACUCCUUUACAUAUUGCUUCUAUGGUUGGUCACUUUAAUCUUGUGAUAGGGAUCAUGAAAUUGAGGAAAGAAUUUUCCCAAGAACUCAACGAAGACGGUUUGAGUCCAUUGCAUAUUGCCUCAACUAAAGGGCAUGUUGAGAUUGUGAAGGAGCUUUUGAAAGAAGAUCACAAACUCUGCCUAGUUAAAGGAAGAGAAAGAAGAAUUCCCCUUCACUAUACAACAAUCAAAGGCAGGGUUGAUGUGAUAAGAGAACUGAUUUUAGCUAGUGCAGAUUCUGUAGUAGACGUGGCAGCCCGAGGAGAGAAAGUUCUUCACUUGGCUGUGAAGAACAACCAAUUUGAAGCCUUCAAAGACUUGGUGGAACAUCUUAAGAAAUUCAACAAAGAGAAUGUCUUAAAUAGGAAGGAUGACCAAGGGAACACUUUCUUGCACCUUGCAGUUUCAAAAAAAUAUGAUAUUGAAAAUUGUGAGCAAGUGAUUGACUUGGUGCUGAAGAAAAAUGCUAUCUCUAAUGGGGCAUUGGAGAUCAAUUCCUUGAACAAGAAAGGUCUCACAGCUCUUGAUGUUUUUCCGUUUUUCCAAAGCGAAGCAGUCAUUAGAGAAAUCAAGGAGAUUCUUAGGCAAGUUGGAGUUAUGAUAGCAGAAGAGUUGCACUCUUUAACACAACCCGGAAUGAAUCAAAAUCAAGCUAUUGUUGCUAUUAACCUUUCAAAUAGAGAUUCACUAAGUGAAGCACGACACACCAUGCUUGUGAUAGUUGUACUUAUCGCAACAACAACUUAUCAAACCGUACGUAGUCCUCCAGGCAGUGUGUGGGCCGAUGAUUCUAUGUCCAGCAAUAACAAUAGCAACAACAAUGUUUCUAAACCACGUAAAGCAGGACAAGCAAUCAUGGGUUCUAAAAAUUGCGUAACUUAUGGUUUGUUAAUUCUAUUCAACUCAAUUGGGGUUUUUACCUCUCUUCAAAUGAUCUAUUGCCUCACAAGAGGAUUCCCUUUGCAAUUGGAAUUGCAAAUUGGAAUGUUUGCACUCAUAGUAAAAUCUGAUACUUGUAUGGCUGCCAUUACAUCGAAUGACAAGUUGUGGAUUUUCUUACUAUUAUUUCCUCCCUCUUACGAUGCUGAUACCGAUUGCAACUAG